This is a messenger RNA of Rosa rugosa (rugosa rose), 1591 nucleotides long. RefSeq names its product protein trichome birefringence-like 19. Gene Ontology annotation, molecular function: O-acetyltransferase activity. The transcript has 2 exons. The record is from RefSeq and is a predicted model, not a curated record. Lineage: Eukaryota; Viridiplantae; Streptophyta; Magnoliopsida; Rosales; Rosaceae. Bases 102 to 1451 code for a protein of 449 amino acids. Gene Ontology annotation, cellular component: Golgi apparatus.
CUCUUCCCACUGCCAUUUAGAUUAUCACAUCUCUCUCUCUCUCUCUCUCUCUCUCUCUCUCUCUCUCUCUCUCUCUCUCUCUCUCUCUCUUCUGGUUUUCAAUGAAGCACUACCAAGCCAAUCUUCAUGAUCAUGAGCUUCCCUCUGGGAAAUACCAGGCACUUAUACUAAAGCCUCCCAAAAAAAUUGUUCUUCUAGUCUUUGCCCUACUUCUUCUUACAAUAAUCCCAUUCUAUUACUCUUCAUUAAGCAACUCUUUUUUCCUUAGAAAAACUAUUCCAAACCCACCAUCACUACCCUCUUCUCCAUCAUAUGAUGAAGAAGCUCAUGAGGAGUUGCCAACCAUAACUAAUAAUCUAAAGUGUGACAUAUUUAGUGGAGAAUGGAUUCCAAAUCCAGAGGCUCCCUAUUACACAAACACGACAUGUUGGGCGAUUCACGAGCAUCAGAACUGCCAGAAAUAUGGAAGACCAGACUCAGAGUUCAUGAAAUGGAAGUGGAAGCCCGACGGGUGUGAACUGCCCGUUUUCAACCCGGCUCAGUUCCUUGAAUUGCUCCGAGGGAAAUCAUUGGCCUUCGUUGGAGAUUCUGUGGGUAGAAAUCAAAUGCAGUCACUGAUAUGCCUUCUUUCUAGGGUGGAAUAUCCGAUAGAUGUUUCAUACACAAAGGAUGAGAAAUACAAACGCUGGAAAUACACAUCCUACAACUUCACCAUGGCCUCAUUUUGGACGCCACAUUUGAUCAAAUCCAAAGAAGAAGACAGUCAUGGUCCAACCAACACUGGUAUUUUCGGUCUCUACCUCGACGAACUCGAUGAGGCAUGGACAAGCCAAGUUGAGGACUUUGAUUACCUCAUUAUUUCCGGAGGGCAUUGGUUCAUGCGAUCCAUGGUGUUCCAUGAAAAUAACAAAAUCUCAGGUUGUCACUAUUGCCUCUUAGACAAUGUGCCUGACUUGGGAAUGUUCUACGGCUACAGAAAGGCGUUUAGGACAGCUUUUAAGGCCAUCAACAGCUUGAAAAAUUACAAGGGUAUAACGUACCUUAGGACUUUUGCACCAUCACAUUUUGAGAAUGGGAUGUGGAACAAAGGAGGGAAUUGUGUGAGAACGAAGCCGUUUAGGAGCAAUGAGACCCAAUUGGAGGGUGCCAGUUUGGAGUUUUACAUGAUUCAAUUAGAGGAAUUUAGGACUGCUGAGAAGGAAGGGAGAAAGAAGGGGUUAAAAUAUAGGUUAUUGGACACAACACAAGCCACGUUACUAAGGCCAGAUGGUCAUCCUAGUAGAUAUGGGCAUUGGCCAGAGGAAAAUGUGACUUUGUAUAAUGACUGUGUGCAUUGGUGCCUGCCAGGACCUAUUGAUACUUGGGGUGAUUUCUUGCUUGAGAUGUUGAAGAUGGAGGGUAUCAGAUCAGCUGAGGAGAAGCGCUAUUCAAGAGAUAGAAGAAUGCAUUGAUCGAAGUUGGAUAUAUUUGAUUGCUUAAUUUGGUAUUCUUCAUUUGUUAUGAAGUUUUUUUUGGUGUUGGGAGUUUGUUUGUGAUGUAAUUAGUGGCUACAGAAUAAAAUUUAAUUAAAAUAAUAUGAAAUCUUAUUCUA